Mugil cephalus (flathead mullet) is the source of this 1635-nucleotide messenger RNA. RefSeq names its product protein shisa-5-like. Lineage: Eukaryota; Metazoa; Chordata; Actinopteri; Mugiliformes; Mugilidae. The transcript is spliced from 5 exons. The record is from RefSeq and is a predicted model, not a curated record. The coding region runs from base 268 to 759 and encodes 163 amino acids.
AGAAGGCUGUAGUUUCUCCGCAUCACAAGCCAAGGACUAGAGCUCCUCUUCUCACUGGCGGAGGAGAUCCCCGUUUCCUGACUCAACCCGGGACUCUUGGGCUAGCCGUACGGGCCUCUCUCGUGUUGUUGGGUCGGCUCCUUUGACCCUGUCCCCUUCUGCAGGUUUGCGGGGGACCAGGACUGUUGGGCCUACCAUUUUUUUUUUUUCAACCAUUCUUUCCAGGAACCUAUUUCACAGUAACUCCUGGUGGCUUUCUGAGACAAGAUGGAUAUCGGCAUAUUGACCGUACUCCUGCCUGUCAUAUGUACUGUGUUCAUCAUCAUCAGCUGCUUUGUCUGCCCCUGCUGCUUAUGUUAUAAGAUGUGCCGCAGGCCAACGCCGGUGAUAGCCACCACCACCCACACCACAGUGGUCACAAGUGUCCCCCAGCAGUACCCCCAGCAGCCAACCGCAGCACCUGGACCCCCCCAGUCUUAUCAGUGGGGCCAGUACCCGGCUUACCAUCCUGUGCCAAUGCAGACCCACCUUGGACAGCCGUCCGCAGGACCCCCACCAACAUAUCAGGAAGCCAUCGGCCCUGGAUACCCUCCCCACCCGAUGCCUUACAGCCAGGCGGCGUUCAGCCCCGGCCAGCCAGCAUACCCUCUGCAGCCCCCUGCCCUCCAGUACCAGCCCAACGCUCCGCCCGCAAACAGAGACUUCCUGAGCCAGCCUGCAUACAACCCAGAUUAUGUUCCAUCGUCCAUGAGCGGGUAGUGGACCUCAACAAACCUGCGGCAGAUCUGGAAACCUGUACUUUGAAUGAGAAAUUCAUCCCGAUUCAUGUGGUUUGGUGGUUAAAUGUGAGAAUGUUACAACAGUGUAUGUAUCUGUUCUGUUGAGCAGUGAAAAUGUUGACACCUUUGGGCCUGUGUUGCAUGGACUUAAAUAUCCAUAGAUGUGUUGAUAUUGAUAUUUUCACAGUCUUGGUGGCUCCAUUUUAGUCAGCUCGGAAGAUUAAACCUCGAGCCGCCGAGUCCGAUAUUAGAGAUUAAGUGCUUUGUUAUUUUUCAGCCUCAUGACUGAAAACUUGCCUUUUUCUGUCCGCCAGCUAAGACUACCUGACCUCUUAAUGCACCUUCAGUUACUGCAGUGAGACUCUGACGGAGGCCAUAGUUCAGUGUUCAUGUUGUGUAUCACUCACUGGAGGGACUGAAGGAUUCAUGUACUUGUAAAACAAGUAGUGAAGCUCAGAUGGUCGCAAGGUGUCCUUUUAACGCUCUAACAUGUCCAUUCAGAAAAGCAAGUUUUGAAGCCGUGGACAGUUUACUUCACACUUUUUAUUUGUGUCUGUGUGUGUGCGCUCAUGUACAUGAGAGACUUCUUUAUUGCUCAGGUUGUUUUCAUUUGCUCAUCUUCCAUACGGACGCGUGCCUGAACUGAAAUGCACCGCUAGCCUCAGAUUAAUUAACCAAAGGAAAUUCUUUUCCAGCAACCGAACAUUCACAGUCAAAGGAAAAAAAAUAAAAAAUAAAAAAAAAACAGGAAACAAAAGACAGUUAUAAAAUGCAAGAAACAGCCGUGCCUUUUCAGCCGCACUCAUUUUAAGUGUUUAGUGUCACUGUUACCUUCGUCAUAAAGACAUCAUCCAUA